CUGUUCAUUAUGCAUGUUCUUUCAUCUCUUCUCCCAGAAGUGGAGUCAGAGUUUUACACCCCUCGGCAGAAAGUUUCUGAAAAUGCAGCGUGUCGAACUAGUAAGGCGAGUGAAAUGACAAGACAUGGUUUGUGGUGCUCUAUUUUAGAAGACCUGUGGCAAGAUCCUGAGCCCACAAAAAGAGAACAGCAAAACAAGAUCCCGCCCUGGAGCCCCUGUGCUUUCCUCAACAAGAAAACACAGAGCACAGGCAGAGAUUAUGAAUGUAAAGAGCCUGGGGAAACCAUUCCUUGGGUGUCCAAUCUUAGUUCUACACAAAAGGGAGCUCCAAAGUUACUUACAAAAAGUUUGGAGCAUAACCUUGAACCAAAUGGUGAAGAUCAAAGCAAUAUCACAAAGCAGCUUAACGAUGUUACAUGUGGCCAGGUCCUCAUGCAGGACUCUUCUAAUGGUAACUGUACAAUCCCUCACGAAGGACAGAAUUCAUGCAAAGGUAACCAGUGCCAAAAAGUUCUCAUCGAUAAACAAAGACUUACACAGCAAGAAGUUCAUCCUCAGGAGAAACCAGAUGAUUGCAGCGAGUGUGGAAAGAUCUUCUAUGACAUGUCUGCUUUCCGUGAACAUCGGGCAACUCACGCUGGAGAAAGACCUUUUGUCUGUCACAAGUGUGGGAAAGCCUUCCUACAAAAGUCUGAGUUGACCUCCCAUCAAGAGACUCACAUAGAGAAACCUUAUGAGUGUCCCGACUGUGGAAAAUCAUUUAGUCGUACAUCCAACCUGCAGGUCCAUCAUCGAAUUCACACUGGAGAGAAACCUUAUGAAUGCCGUGACUGUGGGAAAUCCUUCAAUAACACAUCCCAACUGAAGGUACAUUAUCGAAUACACACAGGAGAGAGGCCUUAUGUGUGUCCUGUAUGUGGGAAAGCCUUUAAACAGAAGUCAAUCCUCAGCACUCACGAGACGAUUCACACCGGGGAGAAGCCUUACAAAUGUACUGUUUGUGGGAAACUGUUUAGCUGUACAUCCAGACUGAAAGUGCACUAUCAGAUUCAUAGGAAGGAGAAGCCUUAUGAAUGUGCCGACUGUGGGAAAGCCUUCAAACGAAAGUCAAGUCUCACUGUUCACCAGAAAAUACAUAUUAGACAAAUCCACCAUGUAUGCAGUGAGUGUGGGAAAGCUUUCAGCCACAAGUCAGAACUCAGCAUGCACCAGAGAAUUCACCUGGGAAAGAAUUCCCACAAAUGCAAUGAGUGUGGGAAGUCAUUUUCUUACGCAUCCCAACUGAAGAUGCACCAUCGAGUUCACACAGGGGAGAAGCCUUACAAGUGCCGGGACUGUGGGAAAUCUUUUACUUACUCAUUCACACUGAAUGUGCACCGUCGAAUUCACAAAGUGGACAAGCCUCACAAAUGUAGUGUCUGUGGGAAAGCCUUGGCUUCUAAGUAUCAACUUGAAGAGCAUGAGCGGAUUCACACAGGAGAGAAACCCUAUGUGUGCACUGAAUGUGGAAAAGGUUUUCAUGGUAGGUCAGGUUUCCUGAGACAUCAGAUAACUCACACUAGGGAUAAACCUUUUGUCUGUCACAAAUGUGGGAAAGCCUUCUUUCAGCGGUCACAGCUGACAUCUCAUCAGCAAACUCACACAGGUGAGAAGCCGUAUAAAUGCCGUUACUGUGGGAAAUCCUUCAGUCAUACAUCCCAACUGACAGUACAUCAUCGAAUUCACACAGGGGAGAGGCCUUACAAAUGCAACUACUGUGGGAAGUCAUUCAGUAACUCCUCCCAACUGAAGGAGCAUCUCCGAAUUCAUACUGGGGAGACACCUUAUGCCUGCUCUGAAUGUGGGAAGGCCUUCAGCCGAAGAUCAUCCCUCAAUCUCCACACAAAAAUCCACACUGGAGAGAAACACCAUGUAUGCAGUGAGUGUGGGAAAGCCUUUAGUCAGAAGUCAGUACUUCGAACACAUCUGAGAAUACACACUGGGGAGAAGCCUUACACAUGCAGUGACUGCGGGAAAGCCUUGGCUUCAAAGGGCCAACUCCGAGAUCAUCAGAGAAUUCACACAGGCGAGAAACCCUACGUUUGCACUGAAUGUGGGAAGGGUUUCUUUGGCAGGUCAUCUUUGCAUAGACACCAGAUAACUCACACUAAGGAGAGACCUUUUAUCUGUCAAAAAUGUGGGAAAACCUUCAUCCAGAAGUCAGCAUUGACAUCACAUCAGCAAAUUCACACAGGCCAGAAACCCUAUGUGUGCCCUGAAUGUGGGAAGGGCUUCUACAAUAAGUCAUCUUUGCCUAGACAUCAGAUGACUCACACCAGAGGGAGAUCUUUCAUCUGUCAAAAAUGUGGGAAGGCGUUCCUCCAGAAGUCCGUGUUGAAAUGCCAUCAGCAGACUCACACUUGCAAGAAGCCAUAAAAAUGCCAUGGGAAAUUGUUUCAUAAUACAUCCCACUGAAGGCCCAUCGCCAUAUCCACAUAGAAAUGUAGAGAGGAUGGGAAGUCAUCCAGCAAUGCAUCCCAACUGGAUUCACACUGGGGAAAGAGCCUGUUGUGUUCUGGAUGUAGAAAGGCCUUCAACAGCACGCCACAUUACAAU
Messenger RNA from Phodopus roborovskii (desert hamster), 2595 nucleotides. Its product is annotated as oocyte zinc finger protein XlCOF6. The transcript has a single exon. The record is from RefSeq and is a predicted model, not a curated record. Gene Ontology annotation, biological process: regulation of immune system process; negative regulation of transcription by RNA polymerase II; regulation of cytokine production. Bases 10 to 2415 code for a protein of 801 amino acids. Lineage: Eukaryota; Metazoa; Chordata; Mammalia; Rodentia; Cricetidae.